UACUAUUCUCUUCUUUCCUUUUCUCUCAUUCUUGUGCCUUUUGUUAGAAAGGACUUUGAGAGAAGUAGAGAUGUCUAGUAGAAGAACAAGGAUCACAGAAGAAGAGAUGAAUGAGCUCAUCUCCAAGCUCCAAAACCUCUUGCCGGAGUCUCGCCGGAGAAACACCUCCAGAGCCUCAGCAUCAAAGGUGUUGAAGGAGACAUGCAACUACAUUAAGAGUUUGCAUAGAGAGGUGGAUGGUCUAAGUGAUAGACUCUCAGAGCUCAUUAACACAAUGGACAAUGACAGUGCACAGGCAGAGAUCAUUAGAGGACUUUUGAGGUCUUGAUGUUUAAUGUGUUUGUUUUGUUAUGGUUUAUUGUAUUAGUUAUGGUUGCAAUUUUAUUUUGAUGAUGUUAUAUGAUAUAUAUAUAUAUAUAUAUUUUAUUUCAGUAGAAAGUUUGGCUUGAGUUGUUUGUUUACUUAGUAGCAUGGCAACCAGCCAACUGAUUUGGGAGUAGUUUAUCUCUACUUUGCCUGUUUUAGGCUUUUGUUAUUCUGGUAUUCUGGAUCUAUUUAUUAGUGAGAGUGUUAUGUUGUACACG
Molecule: messenger RNA, 584 nt
Organism: Dioscorea cayenensis subsp. rotundata (Guinea yam)
Lineage: Eukaryota; Viridiplantae; Streptophyta; Magnoliopsida; Dioscoreales; Dioscoreaceae
Product: transcription factor ILI3-like
Exons: 2
Coding region: 71-328 (85 amino acids)
Biological process (GO): regulation of DNA-templated transcription; regulation of growth
Molecular function (GO): protein dimerization activity
Source: RefSeq, a predicted model, not a curated record